AGCGUGCCAAAGAGGCCUGGUUUUGAGGUGAGGCCUGUCCAAAGCAUUGCAGGGCAGAUGGCUGUUCCCCUUGGUGCGCUCUCCCGUCAAUCAGCGAAAACUGCUGAUCGUUUCCAAAGCGCUGGCAGCGACCCGAAACGACUCCUCAACGAGGGGGCCUGCUUGGUCUCAUUGGCCACCCCCAUGACGUUCAUGUGCAUUCGCAAGGACACUUGCCAGAAUGCUGCAGCCAUCAAGCGCUCGAUCUCGGAUGUUGACACAGACGCCACGUCCGAAGAUCAUGCGCCCAGUUUCUCCUGCCAGUCCGGUUCUAUUAGCUUCGACCCUCCUUUGCCACCGGAGCACAGCAUCCUAUCGAACUCGCUCGAGCGAGGUCAAUUAGCACGCGACUUCUGCGACCUCCAACAGGUUGGCAAAGGUGGCUUUGGAAAGGUCGUGCGGGCGUGGCACCGUUCGGAGAAGAAGUGGGUGGCAUUGAAGCUGAUCCCUUUACAGCUGAAGGCCUCAGAGACAGUGGACGACAAUCACACUCACUGGAGUGGGCCUGAAGUGUUCAAGCGCUUACAACAGAUGCGAAGCUCGAAGGUUGUUCGCUACGCGCGGAGGUGGGCUGAGCUCCCACAAGACAUGCCAAGUUCCUGGUGCCAUCUCGUGCAGUCCCCGGGCAGCGCUCGCACUCUUGAGCGCCGACCGUCGCAAGAUCCGGAGACGCCAGUCUCCACCUUGAACUUGUCGCGUGGCUUAGACAGCUCCUGUGGUUUCGAGUGGGUGGUCACGGAGGAGGAGUGCCCACCGACUCAGGAGGACUCAGCCUCGAAGCCGCGCAAAGAGCGAUGUUCAGAGAGGCACUACGAAGUGGUGCUUAUCAUUGAGAUGGAAUAUUGCGAUGGAGUCACUUUGGCGGAUUGGCUGGCCUGCCCGAAGUUGCGACCGAAGCUUGUGAAGGGAGGAAUGGCCGCUGCGCACCAGUUGUUUCAUCAAAUGAUGCAAGGCAUUUUCGAUCUCCAUGAAGCUGGAAUCGUGCAUUGGGACAUUAAACCGGCCAACAUUCUCAUUUCCAAGGAAUCCGGGCAGAUCAAGAUAUUCGACUUUGGCUUGGCCAAACUUCGCUCCGUCGAGCACCAGAAGUCAGCAGCACAUCCGUCAGAUCCAAACAAAUCAAGUUCACUCACAGCAAUCGGCACCCCAGGAUACGCACCCCCAGAGCAUUGCGUCCAGCUGCCUCCGAGCAAAAAGCAGGCUGGACAAUUCAUUCUACCCCCAUCAUGCCCCAAGUCUGACAUCUUCUCAGCCGGCAUCGUCCUGGUUGAGCUGCUCAUGGCGGGAGUGGCAGGUGAGAGGCAGCCCUGGAACACGUCCAUGGAGCGCGUCUCGGUCUUGGGCGCCCUGCGGGAUGGGCGCGACGCCUCACUCCCCUUGGCGCUGUUGCAGAACCGGGGCGUGGGCGCCUGGAUGCGGCAGCUGGUCUUUCGCAUGGUGAAUUGGGACGCCGACGCCAGGCCAUCAGCACAGGAGGUGCUGGAUGAGCUGGAUGCCGCCACAUGGGCCAGUUCUCGUCACAAUCCCUACCUGGGGACACAGAAUUCACGGUCUCCCCAGUUUGCAGCGAUGCUCACCCACCUGUCGGCGGCACACAAUCCAUAUAUCGGAUUCUUCUUGGACCAUCGCCCCGUGUAGCCUCUUGUGCUUGCCUGAGGGCGUUGUGCCAUGGGGUGUCGCACGCGCGGUGCAGUCUCACUACGCGCGCCACGCGCGUCCACAGCAGCUGGGAUCGAUCUUCCCCCAGCUGAUCCCAAAUGGCAUUGUGUGCUCCUAAGAUGUCAGCUGAAAGGCUUUGAGAAAGUUGUCCCUUGAUCGGCAAGAGCUCGCAACGGGACCUCACCGCUGAUCGAGAUUUGAGAUUCGUCUGAUCGCGCUGCACCAUGCUUUAGAGAUAAAGCUGAGGAAUUUAAAUGUCCUCAGCAAUUUCGAUGGCGUCCUGAUGGUUCAACAAG
Messenger RNA from Effrenium voratum, 1994 nucleotides. NCBI's taxonomy places the organism in Eukaryota, Dinophyceae, Suessiales, Symbiodiniaceae. The record is from the annotation of a GenBank genome assembly.